This is a messenger RNA of Pseudovirgaria hyperparasitica, 1412 nucleotides long. RefSeq lists its product as uncharacterized. Bases 360 to 1397 code for a protein of 345 amino acids. The transcript is spliced from 5 exons. The record is from RefSeq and is a predicted model, not a curated record. NCBI's taxonomy places the organism in Eukaryota, Fungi, Ascomycota, Dothideomycetes, Acrospermales, Acrospermaceae.
CAUCCCCUCUCCAGAAAACAUACCUCCAUUUCUGGACGGAUCGAUCCAACGUGCUUCAUUGUUAUACAUCGCUCACUAUUGAUGUAUAACACAAACAAACUGACUGAUGAUUAGGCCAAGCCACUGACGUUUGAUCUGCGAACAGGGAACCGCAUCGGGGACUUGGAAAGCCUUGUUCUAGUCUCGCCGAAAGGUGGAUUCUGCAAUGGCACAUCACCAAACAGUUGGUCUGAGUCCCGAAACAAAUAUGGUCACUAGCUUCCUUUUCCCAUGUUCGAUAUAGAGAGGCUCCCGACCACGUUGUAUCCAUCCUGGCAACGGCACCUCCCGCACGCGAUCUCCACGAACCGCAAGUCAAGAUGUCUACAACCUCCCGCGAGGGCAUGAUCGCAUGCUGUACAGUUUUACCUGUGCUUGGUAUCACAGUCGUUGGGCUCCGAGCCUAUGUCCGAGUGUACAAGCAGAAAGUUGAUUUGGCAUUCGACGACUAUGUUCAGCCAGUCAUUUUGGCUUUAUACAUUGGCAUGUGUAUUGCAGGACUGAUAGGAGUCUCAAACAAAGCCUUGGGCUAUCCAAGUCCCGUCGGACCAAUCGAGUAUACUGCGCCCUCUACAAUCCUCUGCAUGAAGCUGCUCUAUGCCAUUCAAAUGAUUCAGAUUCCAGCUUUAGGUCUUGUAAAAAUUGCCGCCCUCUGUUUUUACAGACGCAUGUUCUGUGUGCACCGGAAAGGCUCCUUGGUCGUAAUCAUUUGGACACUGAUAUAUGCCACAAUACUCUGGAUGAUCGGAUGUGUCAUAUCAUACGCUCUGGGCUGUGGCACGCACCCGACCGCUGCUUGGGGUGGUAACAUCCCCUUUGCAACGUACUGCAAGGACAUUACCUUGCGCUGGGAAGUAGGUUUCUCAGUGACGGACUUUGUGCUGGACACAUUGGUCUUGGUUGUGCCUUUGCCAUCUAUAUGGUCUCUCAGAACGACAUUCGGUCGCAAACUCGGAAUAACCUGCGUGCUCAUGCUCGCCCUUGUCGGCUACGGCGCCUCCAUUGCACGCAUGGCGGUUUUCAUCCGGCUCGCAACUGGUGUGAUGGGUGCCAGCGCAAUCGAUAUCCAGUCGUCUGACACUCAAGCCAUAUGGUUCUCCCAGCUCGAAACCGGGCUUGCGCUUAUUGCAGUAAAUCUCCCUACGUUGUGGAAACUGGUGUCGGACUUCACAUCUUCGAGCAUGUAUCACAGUCUCAGGAGUCUGAUCCGAAGCUCGGAUGAGAGUAAGGGGAGUGUAGUCGAUGUCAAGUUCGGGAGGCCGGAGGGACGAGAGUCGGAGAAGAGCUUUGAUACGUCAAGUAGUGCAAGUCACGAGAGAGGCGGGAUCAGGAAAACAGUGGAAUAUGAUGUUGUGUAGGAAUGAAUUAGAAAG